Molecule: messenger RNA, 2303 nt
Organism: Monopterus albus (swamp eel)
Lineage: Eukaryota; Metazoa; Chordata; Actinopteri; Synbranchiformes; Synbranchidae
Product: lymphoid enhancer-binding factor 1-like
Exons: 6
Coding region: 235-822 (195 amino acids)
Biological process (GO): regulation of transcription by RNA polymerase II; canonical Wnt signaling pathway
Cellular component (GO): chromatin; beta-catenin-TCF complex
Molecular function (GO): DNA-binding transcription factor activity, RNA polymerase II-specific; RNA polymerase II cis-regulatory region sequence-specific DNA binding
Source: RefSeq, a predicted model, not a curated record
CAGCAAGUGAUUCAAAAGAAAACAACUUUUAGAAUGUCACACAAAUAAAGGAUGAACAUUCUAUUUAUGCUCAGAACUCUUGGUCAGUUGGCAGUUGGCAGUUGGUUUAACAGUUUGCACCAGGUCAGUCUCAGAAACCUACAGAAGAACAACACCGAGCAAAAUAACCAAUAACCGAUAAGUGUUAUCGAAUUGAAUCAUCAGUGAUCACUGCAGCCCAGAAAUCUCCAAAAGAUGGAUCUCUUGGCCAACUUCGACCAUGUUAUAGGUGCGAUGGAGUGGGAGGAGGUGGUACAAAUUCUCCAUGAGAUUAUAGCUGCAAAUCUGGCAGACACACACCCUUCAUCUCACCUGGCUCCUCCUGUCCCCACUGCUAAGCCACUGACCACCCCUAAGUCAAACAAGAGAAGGCGUGGGGACCAACAGGAGGACGGUCAACCUUAUGUCAAGAAGCCGCCAAACGCUUUUAUGCUGUUCAAAAAAGAACAAGCACCAAAUGUUGCUGCUGAGCUGAGCAACAGUAAUAGUGCACAAGUAAAUGUCAUUCUGGGAAAGAGGUGGAAGGCACUGUCCAAAGAGGAACAGUCCAAGUAUUAUGAGGAAGCUCACAUGAAGAAUCUGCUCCACAUAAUGGAACACCCCGACUGGUCCUCCAGGGACAAUUACGGCAAAAAGAGAAAGAGAGUGAGGAGGAGGAGGGCUCCCAAGCCUCAAGGAGCUGGGGUCUCCAGCAGAUGUGAAGAGCAGCCCACUAGCAUUAAUCUCACUACAGCUGGGAUAGACCCCCACAUUCACCAACAACACGUUUGGCUUGAUUCAUGAGCACUCAGACUGGAGUGUAUUUCAACAGCCAAAACGUUUCUGUAUUAAACUUGAUAUAAGAUGAACCAAAAGCCAGACUCUGGGUUUUUUUAAACAAAGAAAAUACAUUCUGAAGUUGGUCACAAUAAGCUGCUGCUUUCAUUUACUGAGGACAGAUUUUCUGACUGAUUGCUUUAAUAAAAUGAGUAGCCCCACUGUAACUUUCACAGCAGGGUGGUAUUCAUAGCAGUUCAUUUAUACAGACCACCCUUGAUCAAAAUGGUUGACUUUCCUCCAACACAGGUCAUUUUGUUGAACUCCAGCAAUCUUGGAGCAGACCUCCACAAUAUUACAUAAGCAGUUUGUGCCUUUGUACAAACACAUAAAUAAAAAGGUUAAGACUCAGGUGAUAAAAUGACCUUGCAGACCCCAAUAGCAUCCUCAGCAUGCACAGUGCUGACUGUCGGUUUGACACCACCCUUCCUAAAACCUACAAGUUCCUUUGUUUCAGGCACAUUUAAGUCAUCUGACCAUUUAACAAAUUCAGCAAGACUGGUGGCCCCAAAGAAGAGACAAGAAGAUGGUGUCAUCAGAGAACAUGACAAGAAAACUAGCUUCCUGAGAAGUCCUGCCGCUGUCUGUAUAAAUUUAAAAUGAGCAGUAAAAUCUGAUCAGGUAACUACCCAGAAAUAACUCACCCCGGCACAAGGAGAAGAUACAAACUCCACAUGGAAAGACCCCGGUUGUCAUCAGGGUUUGUCCGUCUUGCUGUGAGGUGACAGUGUUCACCACUGAAUUACCGUCCUGCCUUUUCUCUGCAGUUUCUUUAUAGUUUAUAAAUGACUUUUUUUGUAAUCACAUAGCCCCUGGAGUGGAUGACUUAUGCUCCCAUGCAUGGUGAUUUGUUUUAAAAUAGCUUGACGUAGCUCAGUUAAUAGACUGGGAUCCCCAGUGCAGUUCCCCUCAAAGGCCGUGACUUGCUGUAUACCUUUCAAAAGGGACUGUUUAAUACGGGUGGUCUUGUGUUAACCUUUUCUUGUACAUACACACUCCCAAAAACCAUAUCACAGUUGACCCUGACUCCCUUAUGUGCAGUCAAAAUGUGGUCACAGCUCUCAUGUCGGUCUGUUUUGUAAUCUGAUACCAGUUCCCACCAUAUGCUUCUUUGUGUCAUUUUGGUUCCUUCCCCCCAUUUUUUUUUCAUAGAAACCUCUCUGGCAUUAAAAAAACCUCCGUUAAUGUAUCAAAUAAUAAAAAAGAUUCACUAAGGCAUUUGAAAAAAAUCUGAUUUGUUAAAGCCUCAUCUCUAAAGCAGAGGUUAAGUGGCUUAUUUGCCAAAUCACUGUGAAUCCGUUGCUUCUCACAAUGCGAUAGAGCAUCAGUCCAAAAGUAUCUGCACUGCUACUUGCUUUUAAACCAUCACAGGAUUUUUGAACACUGUGUUAAACUGUUCCUGUAUGCUGUAAGUCUACGCACAGUGUGUAUCUAUGUUAUGUGUGCUC